UGACGCUAGCUAGCAUGGAUGCUAGCCCAUGAAGCUUCUGGAGAGUCUCGUACCGGCUGAAGUGUGAGAGAUGAUGAGCGGGAAGACGGUGAUCAUCACCGGAGCGAACAGCGGGAUCGGGAAGGCCACCGCGGCGGGGGUGGUGAAGCUCCAGGGCCGGGUGAUCAUGGCCUGCCGGGACCGGAGCAGGGCCGAGGAGGCCGCCCGGGACAUCGUAGAAGAGACCGGGGCGGACAGGGACCAGGUGGUGGUCCGACAUCUGGACCUGGCCUCGCUGACAUCCGUCCGAAGCUUCUGUGAAAACAUCCUGAAGGAGGAACCCCGCCUGGACGUGCUCAUCAACAAUGCCGGAGUCUACCAGUGUCCCUACACCAGGACGGAGGACGGCUUUGAGAUGCAGUUUGGGGUCAACCACCUGGGUCACUUCCUGCUCACCCACCUGCUGCUGGACCUCCUGAAGCGCUCGGCCCCCAGCCGCAUCCUGGUGGUCUCCUCCAGACUCUACAAACACGGCCACAUCAACUUCGAGGACCUGAGCAGCGAGCGGUCCUACGACAAGGCCUUCGCCUACAGCCGCAGCAAACUGGCCAACCUGCUGUUCACCUGCGAGCUGGCUCGCCGCCUGGAGGGCAGCAGCGUGACGGUCAACUCUCUGACGCCCGGCAUCGUCAGGACUAAUCUGGGGAGGCACGUGCACGUCCCAGCUUUAGCCAAGCCACUGUUCCACCUGCUGUCCCGGGCUUUGUUUAAGAGCCCCGAGCAGGGAGCUGAGACGGCGGUGUUUCUGGCCUCCAGCCCCGACGUUGACGGUGUGCAGGGAAAAUGCUUCGCGGACUGUCGGCCUCAGGUUCUCCUGGACAAGGCCACCGACCGAGACAUGGCCAGUAAGCUGUGGGACAUGAGUGAAAUCAUGGUGGGCAUAACCACAUGAAGUCUGAGCUAAGGGGGAGAACGUCCUGCAGCGCCUCGUUCUGGAUGGGAGGGGGUUAUUAGUCAGCGUCCCGGGUUCAUGUUUAACUGGUCUCAAAGCUGCUGGAAAAGUGUGGUCUCCCUCACCCUGUAGACCGGUGGUCUCCCUCACCCUGUAGAAAGGAGAAUAAUCUCUUACCCACUGGACACCUCAGUUACUCUCAGCAUGCAGAGGAUGAGGAAGAGGAGUGAUCAGUGAUGAAGAGUGGUGAGUGAGAUCGAACAAAUGUGA
This is a messenger RNA of Melanotaenia boesemani (Boeseman's rainbowfish), 1201 nucleotides long. RefSeq names its product retinol dehydrogenase 14a (gene rdh14a). The transcript is spliced from 2 exons. The record is from RefSeq and is a predicted model, not a curated record. Lineage: Eukaryota; Metazoa; Chordata; Actinopteri; Atheriniformes; Melanotaeniidae. The coding region runs from base 71 to 931 and encodes 286 amino acids.